GGCCCGGGCAGAAGCUCCGCAGCGGGGACUUGGCAGGUCCUCCCGCGGUUCCCUUGGUAACCGUUGCCACCAGUAUCACAACCCGGAAGCAGAUCGCGCGCCUGCGCGCUCGGAAAGCGGCGGCCGGCCCUCGGCAUGGCGGAGGCCGACGCCGAGUCGGAGCACAUCCGUCUCAAGUGUAUCCGAAAGGAAGGCUUCUUCACGGUGCCCGCGGAGCACAGGUUGGGACGAUGCCGAAGCGUGAAGGAAUUUGAGAAGCUGAACCGCAUUGGCGAGGGCACCUAUGGCAUUGUGUAUCGGGCCCGGGACACACAGACAGAUGAGAUUGUUGCCCUGAAGAAGGUGCGGAUGGACAAGGAGAAGGAUGGCAUCCCCAUCAGCAGCCUGCGGGAGAUCACGCUGCUCCUGCGCCUUCGCCACCCAAACGUUGUGGAGCUCAAGGAGGUGGUCGUCGGGAACCAUCUGGAGAGCAUUUUCCUAGUGAUGGGUUACUGUGAGCAGGAUCUGGCCAGCCUCCUGGAGAAUAUGCCGACACCCUUCUCUGAAGCCCAGGUCAAGUGCAUUGUGCUACAGGUGCUCCGUGGCCUCCAGUACCUGCACAGGAACUUCAUCAUUCACAGGGACCUGAAGGUGUCCAACUUGCUUAUGACCGACAAGGGCUGUGUGAAGACAGCGGAUUUUGGCCUGGCCCGGGCCUAUGGUGUCCCAGUGAAGCCAAUGACCCCCAAAGUGGUCACCCUCUGGUACCGAGCUCCGGAGCUGCUGCUGGGAACCACCACCCAGACCACCAGCAUCGACAUGUGGGCGGUGGGCUGCGUCUUGGCUGAGCUACUGGCCCACAAGCCCCUUCUCCCAGGUACCUCUGAGAUUCACCAGAUCGACCUGAUUGUGCAGCUGCUGGGGACUCCCAGCGAGAACAUCUGGCCGGGCUUCUCCAAGCUGCCCCUGGUUGGCCAGUACAGCCUGAGGAAACAGCCAUACAACAACCUCAAGCACAAGUUCCCCUGGCUCUCUGAGGCUGGACUACGCCUACUGAAUUUCCUCUUCAUGUAUGACCCCAAGAAAAGGGCAACUGCAGGAGACUGCCUGGAGAGCUCCUACUUCAAGGAGAAACCCCUACCCUGCGAGCCGGAGCUCAUGCCCACCUUCCCCCACCACCGUAAUAAGCGAACUGCCCCGGCCACUGCUGAGGGCCAGAGCAAGCGGUGCAAGCCCUGAGGUCAGCCCACAUGCACGCGUGCCCGCGCCAAAUGACCAGGCCAGCCACGAACUGGGAAUGCCCUACAAACCAGGCUGUGCCUCCUGGGAAGUCAGGGGAUACGGCUUGGCCCCACGCCUACCCUCGACCAUCCUGUUGCUGCAGUUGACUCCACCUGCUGUUUCUCUGUGCCCAGAACCAGACAGGGUAUGGACAUGGGGUGCUGUAGGGGCGGGGGCUCCAAAUUGUGAACCCAGGUGGGCUGGGCUAUUGAGGCAACACCUGGUGGCUGCACAGGGUCUUCUCUGGCAGAAACUCCUGAGGAGGACACACUGGUGCUGAAAUCUCAGCUGGUACAAAUUAGUGGGGUCUUGGAACUGGGGUUGGGUGCUGGCCCCUGAAGACUGCUAUGCUGUUGCCUCUUGGUCACAGGGGCUGCCCGGGGCUCAGAGAGGCUGUGGUGACCCUUGGCAAGGCUGGGAAGGAGGGGCCAGGUGUAAGGUGGGGGCCAUGAGAAGGGGUACCCUUGAAACUCCCAAGGAGAGAAGCAGUUGGCUCCCAUCCUAAGAGUAAAGAGAAAAACUUUUCUAACACACCUGGUUUC
Sciurus carolinensis (gray squirrel) is the source of this 1802-nucleotide messenger RNA. RefSeq names its product cyclin dependent kinase 10 (gene Cdk10). The transcript has 13 exons. Gene Ontology annotation, biological process: protein phosphorylation; regulation of mitotic cell cycle. Gene Ontology annotation, molecular function: ATP binding; cyclin-dependent protein serine/threonine kinase activity. Bases 136 to 1218 code for a protein of 360 amino acids. Gene Ontology annotation, cellular component: nucleus. The record is from RefSeq and is a predicted model, not a curated record. Lineage: Eukaryota; Metazoa; Chordata; Mammalia; Rodentia; Sciuridae.